GAUAAAAAAGAUAAAAAAAGUGACAGAAAACCACCAUGUGUUUUGUUACAUCAGCUUUGUGUAAACUUUUGGCUUUUAAGGCCCCAGUUCUGCUUUCUUCCAGGACUUUAACCAAAGCAGUGGUGCAGGCAGCUUGACAGCCAAGCCUGAGUCCCAGUGCGAUGAUGCUGAGGACAUCACUGCUGUGAGGCACUGGGCAGGUCUGCGGCCUGCCUGCCCUCAGCAGUGCUACUGCGCUGCUCCUGCUCCCUGUAUGCACUCCUGACAGAAAGUUUUCGCUUUCUGACAGGAUGCCUUGCAGUACCCACAGGUACUUUACAAGUUGGAGUAAAUUAGACGCUUUAGGACACGGAUUUCAGCUUCUUUGGAGAAGUAUAACUCCCAGCACUGGAGCAAUCUGUGUGCCUAUCGCUAUCCUUGAGACACUUUUAUUCAGUCAAUACCUCUGUCAAGAUGUACCUUGCUAAGGGCUCGCUGUAAUUGGCAGUUCAGUGCAAAACCUCCACAAUUUUUGCUUGAAAUUUCUAAAUGCGCCUUUCACCCAGUGUCACCCCUCUUUGCCAAUCACUGAUUAUUAGGCACAAUAAACUCAAGGGCAGCCGCAGGAAAGGUGAGCCUCACUCGAGCAUGCUAAUAAUUCCAGAUGAGUAAGCACUACCUAGAAUUUCCUCCCCCUCUUCCCUCCAACAGCAUUUCUAUGGCCUCCAAAAAUACCCCACCAUGGACACUCUGUCGCCUCGCACUUCUCUCUCGGUGUUCACCGUUGUUGCUCCACGCCUGGCCGGGCCGUCUCCGCAAAAUACAAACAGCGACACAGGCACAACCAUGCGGCGCGAAAGAGCACCACGACUGGGAACCGAGGGGAGCUGGAGCCCUGCAGGACGGAGGCGGGAGGAGGGGUUGAGAAGUGGGCCGGACGGCCGCGGCGACGGGGCAGGGCUGCGGCCAUCUCAGCCCCGCCCGAGCUGGCCUGGCCCGGCCCAGUGCAGCCCGCGAGCUCGGGAAUCUCUGCUUCUGAGGUUCGGGGGAGGGAGGCGGUCAGCACGCGCCGGUACUCUGUUCCCCGUGGGACGGCCCUCUGCCCGGCGUCGGUACGGCAGCGGGUUAGUGAGUGCUGUGGGUUCCCUGUCCGGCCGCCAGGGAGCUCCUUUUCGGAGCUGGAAAGUUUCAGAGGGCGGUGAGCCCGGGAUGCGGCGCGGAGUGGCGGAGAGAACCUGAUUUCUAACCUGCUUUCCCAAAUUAACAUGAGAGACUCGCUGGAUUUGGGGAUAUCCACUGCCUGCCCAGAGGAGCACUUGGAGGAAUGUGGCUUGAUCUCCCUCUUGUGGAAAAUUAUUGGAACUACAUUCUCGUGUCAUUAAAGAAGAAACAUCCACUAACAGCUAAUAAACUAUGUCAGCAGUUACUGUGAUGCCUUCUGCUGUUGUUGGUACUCAAGGAAAUGAGGAAGUGGACUCUCUGAUCGCACUGCAUUACAAUUACACAGGAAAGCUUAUUCUGAGGGAAAAGGCAACUGAUAACAUAGACCUUUCCACUAUCACAUUUCUGUUCCUAUGUAGUUUCAUAGUCCUGGAAAAUCUGAUGGUGUUGAUUGCCAUUUGGAAAAACAAUAAAUUUCACAACCGCAUGUACUUUUUCAUUGGCAAUCUAGCUCUCUGUGAUCUUUUAGCUGGGAUUGUUUACAAAGUAAACAUUCUUAUGUCUGGGAAGAAAACUCUGAGCUUGUCCUCCACAAUCUGGUUUAUUAGGGAAGGCAGUAUGUUUGUUGCAUUAGGAGCCUCCACCUUCAGCUUAUUAGCUAUAGCUAUUGAGCGACACUUGACAAUGAUUAAGAUGAGGCCUUAUGAUGCAAAUAAAAAAUACAGAGUGUUCCUUCUCAUUGGAACCUGCUGGCUUAUUUCAGUUUCCUUGGGUGCCUUGCCCAUCCUUGGCUGGAACUGUAUAAACAACUUGCCAGAUUGUUCAACAAUUUUGCCUCUUUACUCCAAGAAGUAUGUUGUAUUCUGCAUUAGUAUCUUCAUAGCCAUUCUGGUAGCCAUUGUUAUCCUUUAUGCACGCAUUUACAUCCUGGUAAAGUCCAGCAGCCGUAAUGUCACUAACCACAACAACUCAGAGCGGUCCAUGGCACUCCUUAGGACUGUUGUGAUCGUUGUUAGUGUCUUCAUUGCCUGCUGGUCACCGUUGUUCAUUCUGUUCCUUAUUGAUGUGGCCUGCAGAGUCAGGGAGUGCUCUGUCCUAUUCAAAGCCAACUGGUUUAUAGCUCUGGCUGUCAUAAAUUCUGCAAUGAAUCCUAUCAUCUAUACUUUGGCGAGUAAGGAAAUGCGUCGAGCUUUCUUUCGCCUUGUUUGUGGCUGCCUGGUGAGAUCCAGGGCAGCCAGAUCUUUGCCUAUUCAGCCCACACCAGAUCAUAGCCGAAGUAAAUCCAGCAGCAGCAACACUCAGAAGCCAAAGGAUGAUUUCCCACAGAUGAGCAUUCCCUCAUGUGUCAUUGAGAAACACGAACCUUCAUUUCACAAUGGAAACUUCUGUAAGUAAAGUAUUCCUCAAGACAAGGACCUUUCUGUGGCUUAGAAUUAAACUACAAGUGUAGUUUAAGUAUUUGUGCACUUAAAUUGUAGUGGGAAACACUAAACCCUUAUUUAAGGACUUCUUUAUCAACAAUCAUUUGCUUUGCAUGUCUUUCAGUAAGGCAUCUGAUUCAGAAAAACUUUUCAUGCUACUCAACAGCCAGUGCAGAGUUUAUGCGCAUCUAUUGACAUUGUGACCAUGAUGACAUUGCAUGGUGAAGCUGUGUUUGACACCACCUGAUCCUGCAGGACAUCAGUAAAACCUGCUACAUUCAUUAAAUGUUCACUAAAUAAGUAAAACUUCAGCAUUCACUAAAUGGUGCUGAUAAUAAAAAAAAUGAGUCUGAUUUUUGCUGACUCAGAGAAAAUCUUAUUACAUAUAUUGGGGAUUAUAGUUCUGUAUAUGUAUCUCACUGUUAUGUUAAUGGCCUUACUUGUAUGUGGUAUAAAUAGCUGUAUAUUUGUACAAUUCCUUAUUAAAAAGUCAUUGUCUGGUUAGAGUUUAUUGUAUUUUAAACAUUAUACUGUAGUAUAGAGUACAAGGUGACUAAUUAUAGUAAUAGAUGUCUUUCGAAGGGGAUUUUUAAAAAACAUGAAGUAGUAGCUUUAAACUGACAAACUUUAAUACCGUAUCAAUGCAGUAUUUUUGUUUCCACUGUUACUGAAACUUUUCAUGUUUAGUGAAAGACAACAUGACAGUUGUCACUGUGGCAUUUCACAAUUUAUUUUAACCACAGAGUAGUAAAUAACUAUUGUGAGAGGUUACAUAUGUUCGCUAUUUAAAGUAGUUAAAAUGUGACCCAGCUAUGCAUAUAUCAAGGGCAUGUACUACUUCAAUGCAUAUACUUUUACUUACUAUUUUUAGUGUAUUUAGAAAUGUAUGUAAAGCCUACAUAAACCUGUGUACCUUGUGAAUGCACUACCUAAGCUGAGUUUCUUCAGUUCUGAAGCAGAGAUGUAUCAUUUCAGAGAGCUGUGAACCACAACCUGGUUCUUGUGGAGUUCCUUGUUCUCCGUCUGGGCACUACCGCAGUGUGGGAUUAUGUAAUAAAUUCUUCUUGGGAAGAGGCCCCACCAGUAGGAUGAGAUCCCAUUUUCUGGCAGUGGGACGUUGUGCUUCCAUUGUCUCUAAACACUUUUGUAGAUACAGGAGGGAAGAUACAGUAUAACAGAAUCAUGCUGAACAGCAUCUUUCCAUCUAUACCAGACCCUACCUUGGAUCUGGAAUGAAAGCCCAUUCAGUUUGGAAGACCUUCCAACUUUUCAGGAGCCCCAGAAUCAUCCUUUUGAGGGGCUGUUCCAGAGAAACCUCUGUGAAAACAGCUUUAUAGUUUAUCACCAGCCUCAGUAUAGGAUGCUGUUUGGCAUCAUUGGGUACCUAAGACCUAGAGUAGACAGGACUUCAUAAGCAUCUGGGUUUAUAUCCCCAUGGAAGUGGCCUGUGGUACUUCCAUCAGUCGUACUUUACAGCUAGAGGCUUUGGUGUAGGCUUUCCCUUGAGUGAAAGGGAAAGGGGACUCUGAUUACUUCUCAGUGAAAACAUCUAACUUUUCUUGGGCUCUUUUGAAGAUUCUUGUUUAAUGUCUCAAACCACACUUCACCUUAAGCAUAAUCAGAAGAGGUUGAGGCUUUUUUAAUUAAUAACUUGUAGGAGCUCAUUCUUAGCUUGUGUCUGAUCUUAAUCAUUAACAACAGCAUUAAGACUCUUUCCAAGCAUGUAUGGUGUGUAAGUGAUGUAAUGUCUGUAGCAAAAGCCUUUAAAAUGUAGAGGUUUGCACUGUGAUUAUCUUUACAAGUUAGCAGUGUACUUAUUGUAAAUGUUUUCUUGCUGUUAAUGAAGAACAACAAAGACUGCAUUUGAAUGAAGUAACUGAAAGAGAAUAGUAAGUAUGAAUAACUUCUACCAAAAAUGUUGUAACGCAGGGCAUGUAGAGAGGAAGAACCAGCUAAACAAAGCUUAGAAUGAACGGGAGCAUGAACUGCAGGUAUGGGCUAGGUCAGUAACUGUAGGUUUUUUAGAAAUAAAACUGACAACACUGUAUUGUUGUGGCUCACGUUUUUAGAUGUUACAGUGCUAUUUUGUAUAUUUUCAGUCUUGAAGAUCUGCCUUGAAGUCUGUUUGGAAACUGCUUGCUAAAAUGUUGGUAUGCUUCUAAGUGCUAGCUUAUGAAGUGGUGGCAUGUGGCAGCACUUCUUGCUAUUUGUAGAGGAGAAAGGCUGUAAAGACAGGACAGCUGAUGAAGAAAACACUGUGGCUGAUCUACACCAACCCUCUCAUUGUGUUAUGAUGUUAUGUGAUAUUCCAUAUUUAGGUGAAAAGUAAAAAUUGUAGUAGCCAAAAUCUAGGAACGUGCCUGUGAAUAUAAGUUGUGACAUCUGGAUGAUAGCCUCAGCUGUUGUUAGUUGAUGCAUGGUACAAGCAAUACAAGUAACUGCUGGAAGGCAUGUGAUUAUGUGUCAAUUAAAAAAAAAAAAAAGC
This is a messenger RNA of Numida meleagris (helmeted guineafowl), 5046 nucleotides long. RefSeq names its product sphingosine-1-phosphate receptor 3 (gene S1PR3). The transcript has 2 exons. Gene Ontology annotation, biological process: G protein-coupled receptor signaling pathway. The record is from RefSeq and is a predicted model, not a curated record. Lineage: Eukaryota; Metazoa; Chordata; Aves; Galliformes; Numididae. The coding region runs from base 1393 to 2535 and encodes 380 amino acids. Gene Ontology annotation, cellular component: membrane. Gene Ontology annotation, molecular function: sphingosine-1-phosphate receptor activity.